Molecule: messenger RNA, 1018 nt
Organism: Aspergillus eucalypticola CBS 122712
Lineage: Eukaryota; Fungi; Ascomycota; Eurotiomycetes; Eurotiales; Aspergillaceae
Exons: 4
Coding region: 1-591 (196 amino acids)
Source: RefSeq, a predicted model, not a curated record
AUGUCGGUCGACGUGGCAAUGCAGUCGAGUGGGAAGACCGUUGCGACUAGUGCCUACUCCAUAAUGCAACCCCUUGGGGGCCGCCAGGAUCCAGGCAGCAGCUGCCAGGAUGACCCGUUUGGAUGUGUGGUGGUCGUUUCCGGAGAGACCGCCAAAAGAGCCAGGCUGCUGGGGGCGGCGGCGAUGAAGCCAGGGAACAAGCUGGACCGGGAGAAUAUUACCGACGGUGAGAGGGAAGCAGGAGCUUACAAACAGGCGGUGGUCCAGAAAACCCGGACUGGCAUGACAUGGCUGAUGCGCGGGUCCAACCCAGUCCCUCCCCCCAACCGCAAUGACAUGCCGAUCAGCGGACGGAUGUCAGGCUUGGGGCCAAGUGUGGAGGAUGCGCCAUGGCGAGGCUCUGCUACGGUGCCACCCUCUUCGAAGGUUUACUACUACUAUUACUACAACCUUGGCGGAAAAUCACCAGGGAAAGUCAAGCCAAUCGCCCCAUGGAUGGGCGAAAAUAGGAGCAACAACCCUGUUGGGCAAAGACACGGAGAGAAAAGCCGGAGAUUCCGACAAAGCAACAUCGUCCAUCCGGUUCAAUAGUCGCGACGGAUCCAAACUGGUUGACAGCCGAUGGUGUGUAACCUUCCGCAAGCGGACUGCCGGCGGGGGGGAAAAGAAAGAGGAAAAAGAGGAGGAAGUGGAUGACAAUCGGAUUGUCCCGCGAUCCAAUCGAUCAUCAUCCUCAUCGAAGCGAUUGUAUGCCACAGUUGGAUAGUUAGUCCUCCGCCCACGAGGCGGCGCUGGGCUUGCGAGAGACUAGUGAGUUGGUCCGUGGGUGGGUGUCGUCAUGGUCCAUUUCUCCGAGAUACAAACCGGCUGGAAGGUGUAGAUCGUACAGAGAUUGCCGAUAAUAGUAGAUAGAUGGAAAGCACUCGAAAUUCAGCCUGAUGAGAAAGAUAAGCAAAGUAUCACCACAAUAACCCAAGAUAGAAAAAGAUAGAACCAAACACUAUCGCAAAGAACCCAC